This is a messenger RNA of Acanthochromis polyacanthus (spiny chromis), 2509 nucleotides long. RefSeq names its product wingless-type MMTV integration site family, member 9B (gene wnt9b). Bases 938 to 2005 code for a protein of 355 amino acids. Gene Ontology annotation, cellular component: extracellular region. Gene Ontology annotation, molecular function: cytokine activity; frizzled binding. The transcript has 4 exons. Gene Ontology annotation, biological process: cell fate commitment; multicellular organism development; neuron differentiation. The record is from RefSeq and is a predicted model, not a curated record. NCBI's taxonomy places the organism in Eukaryota, Metazoa, Chordata, Actinopteri, Pomacentridae.
AUCAGAGUCGGCCAGUUUAUGUAAAGCAAAAUAUAUCUGUCCAAAAUUUAAUCUCUAUAUUAAAUCCACUAGAUGGGGCUCCAUCCAUGGUUGUGUUGUUUUCUGAAAUGUAGUUUGUAAGAAAACAGAGUUUGAUUGGAAGAACAGGCUACAGAGUCUGUUUCUGUCCUUUAAUUUCAGACUUCAUGGAUCACUUAAAUCUCAUCCAUCCUCUCUGAAAUCCUGACUGCUGUUCUUUAAUUUGUUUGCAGAACUGGUUAUUCCAUGCAACCAUAUAGCAAUGAUUAUAAAGUAAUAACUUACAUGAUAAAAAUAGGGACAUUCUGUUCUUGCUUUCUGAUCUCCGUGGUCAGAGAUGUUUGCUGUUAUUAGAGACUGAACCUGGUGGGGCUUCAGACAUUGAUCAUGUAAGAAACACCAAACAGCUGCUAAAGAAGCAGUUUAUGCAGAGUGUUAAAAAGUAGUAACGAAUUUAGGUGAUUGGAGUUAAGAAAUGCAGAUAUUUGACAUUAUAUAAACGCAAUAUUUUUCAAUGCCUGAUGUCUCUGUCAAUUAAAAAAGGGUCUGAGAGUGUGAUGCCUGUGCCUAAACAAAUGGACAAAGGCUUGAAUAUGUUUGUGGGACUCAGGUGCAUUCAAGGUUUCCACAUCACAGCAGAUGAGCGCAGUGGUUUUGCAGCACCGUCCACCUGGGUGGCGUGAAAGUGGGUGGGAACAUACAGUAACAAUAUUGAAGGAAUCCAAUGAGGGUGCGGCAAGAUGAUGCUUCCUCCCUCCCAAAAGAGCCCUUGCCUCCCAGCGGACACCACUGGGCCUGGCGCACGGGAUUGAAAGUCUGAGUGCAUGUGGUGUCCCUUAAAGAGAAGCGCCGACCAAACGGCACAGACUUUUCUCCAUUGAAGAAUCAGCGAGAUGAAGAACAGCGCCAACCCGGCACCAUGCGCUCCAGGCUCCCAAGGACCGCCUGCCUACUGCGAAUCAUUGCACUCUGCAUCCUUCUCUCGCACACUGCAGCUUAUUUUGGGCUGACAGGUCGGGAGCCCUUGGUGUUUUUACCAGGACCGUUUUCCAAUGAAGCUCCGACAGGAAAGGCCCACCUGAAGCAGUGCGAGCAGAUGACUCUGACCAGGCGACAGAAGAGACUCUGUCGCAGGGAGCCUGGUUUGGCCGAGACGCUCCGGGAGUCGGUGCGCCUCAGCCUGCUGGAGUGUCGGUAUCAGUUCAGGAACGAGCGCUGGAACUGCAGUCUGGAUGGCAGGGGAAGCCUCCUGAAAAGAGCAUUCAAAGAGACUGCCUUCCUGCUGGCGGUGUCCUCUGCAGCACUGACCCAUGCACUCGCCAAAGCGUGCAGUUCAGGCCGAAUGGAGAGGUGCACGUGUGACGACUCCCCGGGCAUCCAGCACCGAGAGGCCUGGCAGUGGGGGAUCUGUGGCGACAACCUGAAAUACAGCACCAAGUUUCUCAAGAAGUUCCUCGGCCAGAAGAGGGUCAGCAAGGACCUGAGGGCUCAGGUCGAUGCCCACAACAUCAACGUUGGAAUCCGGGCAGUGAAGAGCGGACUGAAAACGACCUGCAAGUGUCACGGCGUCUCCGGCUCUUGUGCUGUACGGACUUGCUGGAAGCAGCUGUCUCCCUUUCACGACACCGGACGGCUGCUGAAGUAUCGAUACGACACCUCUGUCCGAGUGCUGAGUGUCACCAACACAGCCACCGGGGAGACCGAGCUCGCGAGCCCCCGUCGCCACGGCCAGAGCCUCCGCACUACUGACCUGGUCUACCUGGAAGACUCCCCCAGCUUCUGCAGGCCCUCCCGCUACUCCCCCGGUACAGGCGGCCGGUCAUGUGCCAAAGACACGAGCUGUCAGAGCUUGUGCUGCGGACGCGGUUACAACACGGCCAUGCGCCUCACCAGCCUGUCCUGCCACUGCCAGGUACGCUGGUGCUGCCACGUGGAGUGUCAGACCUGUGUGAGAGAGGAGGAGGUGUACACCUGCAAAAAUGCAUGAACAAACGAUGAGAUAGAAACUGUAAAGGCAGGUUGCAAAGACCUGAGAAAGAUGCUCAUCAUUGAACUUGGAUGUAGAGACAAUACGCUGAGGGAUCUCCACUCUGACUUGCAUGUUAUUUUGGGAGGAAAUAUACAGAUGUAACACUAUAAUAUUGCUAAUCAUCACUGAUCUGAUAUGCAACAGCUUACUGUAGGUGAGGAAGUUUUCAAACUAGCCUGCUUUUCUCUCGCUGGAUGCACUGAAAUCCCGCUCUUCUGGGAAGGAGGGAAACAAGCUCUUAAAACAGGUACUGGACUGGACUGGAGGCCACCAGCAGUACGAACCCUGUCUGCAGGGGAAUUCUGACAAUGACUCUGUUGUGUUGCAAUCGUCCCCCCCCCCUCCAUUCGACUAUUUAUUGUUCCAGUCUUUGUGUCUGUUGUACUGCUGCUUUGUACUUUAAUUCUUGUAAUCAAGUGUUGCCAAUAAGGCUAAAGUGGCCUUAAAAGGAAUCUACCUGUC